Actinia tenebrosa (Australian red waratah sea anemone) is the source of this 1839-nucleotide messenger RNA. RefSeq lists its product as uncharacterized. The record is from RefSeq and is a predicted model, not a curated record. Lineage: Eukaryota; Metazoa; Cnidaria; Anthozoa; Actiniaria; Actiniidae.
UAAACUUGUCUGUAAUAAAUUCCUUGGGACCUUUUUCUGGGAUCCCUGUGGUAUACUAAAAACACAGGGAUCCCAAUAAUCAGCAGACAACUGAAACAAUCAUGGCGGACGAGUUCUUGAGAAAAGUUUUGGAAAGUUUGCGAGCAAAGUCUAAAGAAAUACUCAACGGUUUCAGGCUAAAAAGGAAAGAAAAUGGGCGACCCGUAAGAGCUUGUGAUAUUGUAGAAGCUACAGUGUUGGGCAUUGCUGCUUUUCCACUCAGUAUUGGUUACUUUCAAACUGCUAUUUUUCGUCCACUUCGAAUAACAAAUAACAAACGUCUAAUCGGACCUGUUUUUGGAUUAUUUUCUGUCGCUGUUUCUGGUUCCAUAGCGUCAUUAUUAUUUGUUUUGUAUGUAAAUUUUUCUAAAGACAUCUCGACUAGAGCUUUUGAGACCUACAAACAAAAGCUAGAUUCUCUGAUCUCUCCGCUUCAGUACAGCUACAGUCAUUACGACUUACUGCUCUACUCGUUGGGGAGUCUAAUGGUAUUCAAAGCUUUUGGAGGAAGGUUUAGAUCGGUCCUGCCAAGCAGCCUUGUGCAUCCUGGUGCAUUUGCAAGAGUGUCUUUACCAGCUCCUGGUCAGUUGUAUGCAUCUGAUGCUAUUAGGGAGAAACUGACCAAAUUAGGGAGAAAGUAUGGCUGUCAUACUUGUGGAACUAAGAGAUCACCAUUGUUUAUUGGUGACCAUAUUCCUCCCAACAAGUUGGUAAAGCCUGGUCAGAAACAAAGAUUCUUUCCUCAGUGUACCAACUGUUCCAAAGAUCAAGGUAUUUCCCUAUCGGUGAACUCCAAGAAACUGCCAAUCAAGACCCAUGGAACAACUCUUCGACUGUAUCACUUAUGGCUCCCUCUACCUGCAUAUCUGAUGUGGUUGAGGAGUGAUACAGACAGCCAAUGUUGAAGAGUUGAUAAUAUAAGUGUUAUAUUAACAACACACAGUCAUGUGACUUUUGGAAUAACCUAUUCUGAUGGAAUAUGGCAAUUCAUAUUUUUUUCACUAAUUAAUAAUGAAAGUUUUACAAAAAGAAGAAAGUUAUAUGACUGGCCUUGUAACCUGACUAAACAGCAAUUAUUUUCAAUAUCAGGAAUUUGGUUUUUCACUGCCACAAUAAUAAUAUUUUUGAAUGUAGGAAAUGAAAAAAACACAUUUCAGUUUACCACUCACAGUUAGUGUGAGUUCACAUAAUAUCACAAAACUGCUAUAAAUUUCCAUUCUUAAUUUGGCUGUUCAUAUGCUUUGGCUAAGAUAAAGCCAUUGCUAUAAAUACCACACUGCACCAUUGUACAUUCACUAGAAUGUGACUGACUCUUUCUUCUUGAACUCUGUCUUCUCUCCAUGUUGAGCAUAAUCCUUUUGAAAUUCAUCUCUUCUCUGCAAGUAUAGGUGUUUUGCCUCUUCAUAAAUACUGUUGUCUUUGAAACUGAAAUUUUGAUGUUAAAGGUUAAAAAUAUAUUGAACAAUAUGGCAGACAUUUUAAGGCCAACAUAAGUUCAUUUAAAAAAAUAAAUAACUGCAAUAUUAGAAAUUAGUGCUAAAUCCCUGUUUGUGUGUGUGUGUGUGAAAAUUUAUGCUUAAAAGAGCAAAAAUUUACAACAUUUCAGUUUUGAGUUCUGAGUUGCUUAUAAGGUUAGCCUCAAACUUGAGUACAAUUUUCAUGCAUCACAAGUAAGGUUUGUGGAAUUUCAAAGUGUUUGUAUUAUUUGAGAUGGGCAUCCUUUACUUUGCCCUUGGAUUUUGUAAAUAUUCUAACAACCAAAAUAAGGCUAACCCUGAGUAAAUGAGUCUAAUUGAGGAA